AUGCAGUACGGGGUAGUCAGGAAAAAUUACGAAAAAGGACAUUUUGGAAUCUUGAAAACUGAAGAACCGAUUAAUAGGGAAUAUUUCAUUGAAAAUCUUACUGAAAAAAUAAAAAAAGUCAUAAGUAAUUGUAUUGAAUGCAUUUUCAUGUCGCACAAAAGGGGUAAAAAAGAAGGAUUCCUACACCCGAUAGACAAAGUUAAUGUCCCACUAUCGACAUACCAUGUGGAUCAUCUAGGACCAAUGACUUCGACUCACAAGAGUUACAUAUACAUCCUUACCGUCGUGGAUGCUUAUACGAAAUUUACAUGGAUUUACCCUGUUAAGACUUAA
Molecule: messenger RNA, 333 nt
Organism: Parnassius mnemosyne (clouded apollo)
Lineage: Eukaryota; Metazoa; Arthropoda; Insecta; Lepidoptera; Papilionidae
Source: the annotation of a GenBank genome assembly